GUUCGGGAAAAAGCAGAGAAAAUUUCCAGUCGCCGUCGUCAACAUUCUCCUUUUUGGUACACGGACGAGAACGAAAGAGCGAAAGAGAAGAUGAACGUUGUUCACGGUUUGAAGAGGAUUCCUCGCAUCAAAUUUCCACAGCGUCAUGUCAAUCCUUCAGUCUCAGAGGGAAAGACUCAGGUGGCAAAUGAAGCUGAUACAUUGUUCUUCUCCAAUUUGAACAUCCAAAAGACUAUAGGCGGGAAGGCGUCAUCGCAGCCAAAGCGUACGCCAGUUUCUAACGAAGAAAUGGAAGCCAUUUUGUUGGGAGGCUGCCUCUGAUCAUUCAACAUGAUCUGUUGACAAGAAAUGGUGGACCUUUUCUUAUCUUUACCAUUUACAGAAUAUACCCAAUAGUCAAGAAACUGAUAUGGUUGAUGUUUACGACAACCAAUGAUACAAUAAAACAACUCCGUUGCAGUCUUAAAAGUUUUUAACUUCUAUACUGAUUCAUCAUUGAUUGAGUGCAUUUGAAUCUCUAUUAA
This is a messenger RNA of Arabidopsis lyrata subsp. lyrata, 524 nucleotides long. RefSeq lists its product as uncharacterized. The transcript is spliced from 3 exons. Lineage: Eukaryota; Viridiplantae; Streptophyta; Magnoliopsida; Brassicales; Brassicaceae. The coding region runs from base 91 to 321 and encodes 76 amino acids. The record is from RefSeq and is a predicted model, not a curated record.